Ipomoea triloba (trilobed morning glory) is the source of this 2648-nucleotide messenger RNA. RefSeq lists its product as uncharacterized. The record is from RefSeq and is a predicted model, not a curated record. The transcript has 11 exons. The coding region runs from base 287 to 2431 and encodes 714 amino acids. Lineage: Eukaryota; Viridiplantae; Streptophyta; Magnoliopsida; Solanales; Convolvulaceae. Gene Ontology annotation, biological process: response to endoplasmic reticulum stress. Gene Ontology annotation, molecular function: protein binding.
UGUCUGACGUGACUCGGACCAGUAGCCCAGUACUCCAUUAAGUAACCAUAGCCAUUCUCAGUCUCCAGUCUUCGCGCUUCCUUCUCUCUUCACUUUCCUACUCUGUUUCCAGAAAUACUACUCCAAAGCACGAACUGAACCGUCGCCGCAUUUGCUUGAGUUUGUUUGUAAGUCUCGGAAAUAGCACGUCUAAUCUGCAUUUCAUCACUCUCUCCGCGUGAUUUUGCAUUUCAUUUGCCUAAACAGAGUGUGUGUUAUCUUCUGUCUACAUCGAGUGCUUGGUAGAAUGGGUUCUAAGAAGAAGAAGGCUGGAAGACAUGUAAACAAAGCAGCACCCAAUUUUAGUGCACCUGGUCGUAAUCUAUCUAAGAGUGAUUUAGGAGCAGUUAUCUUUGGAUGUAAACAUUAUACAAUUCAAGAAUGCUUUUCCAAGAUGUUAUUUGGAUUGCCACAUCUACAUUCUCCAUAUGUGAAGAAGGUUAGUCCUGGGCUUCCACUUUUUCUUUUUAACUAUAGUGAUCGGAAGCUUCACGGUAUAUUCAAGGCUGUAGGUCAUGGACAAUUAAAUAUUGAUCCACAUGCGUGGACUGGUGGUAGUGUGGAGCUCACAGAAUACCCUGCACAGGUGCAAUUUAAAAUCUACAAGAGGUGCCAUGCUUUGACAGAAGACCAGUUUUCCCCCAUCAUUGCUGAUAACUACUAUGAAACAAAGCUUUUUUGGUUUGAGCUGGACCAGUUUCAAACUGCCAAACUGAUUGCAUUGUUUUCACCUUCAUCAGUGCCUAAUGAUGGUCUUCAUUCUCGCAAUAUUCCUAGAACUACAAGUGAAGCUAGUACCUCUCUUGGAAAGAGUAAUGCUCAGGUUCCAUUUGAACAGAAUAGAUGGAGUGCACUGUUGAGUGAUGAUUCAACUUCUGAUAUGGUGAACAAAGAUGGAAAUUUGAAGCUUGUGUCUUCACAUCCAAAUUCCCCCUUGUCUAAGCAAUCUAGUGAGGAAUGGAAGUCACCGACUUCACAUUUAAUCAACAAAAGUGGGGAAUUAGAUAAGGUCUGUGCAGAGGAGUGGGCUGAAGCUAUUACCUCUCUCCCGCAGAGUAAUGCUCAUGUUCCAUUUGAACAGAAAGCUUGGAGUUCACUGUUCAAAGAUAAUUCAACUUCUGACAUGGUGAACAAAUUUGAAAAUUUGAAGAUUGUGUCUUCACAUCCAAGUACCCCCAUGUCAAAGCAAUCUAAUGAGGAAUGGAAAUCACAGACUUCACAUUUAAUCAACAAAAGUGGGGAAUUACAUAAAGCCCGUGCAGAGGAGAGGGCUGAGUUGAUGCAAGUUGUUGAAACAUUGAUGGAUAGGCAAAGAAAACAAGAAGAAAAAAUUUGGACUCUUGAGAAGGAACUGGUUCAAUCAAGAGAUGAAUAUAAAAAAUUACAAAAUUGGUGUAAUAUAUUGCAAGCUGGACUAGGGCCUUCAAGCCAGCAGUUUGAAGGAGUUGAUUGUGAACCACUAAACUGCAAUCUUAAGACAGAUGAUUAUGCACUUGUAGUGGGAGGGUUCGAUGGGUAUGCUUUGUUGCAUGAAAUGAGUUCAUAUUCUCCAUUGCAUGAUCGGAUGGAAUCUCUUAGCCCAAUGACAUUUCAGCGUACAUGCCAUUCUGUAGCAAAUUUGAACAGUGAGGUUUAUGUAUUGGGUGGUGUGUAUGGUGACGAGACCUAUGACACAGUUGAAUCAUAUAAUCCAAAGACAAAUCAAUGGUGUCAAAGGCCUUCACUAAAUCAUAAGAAACAAAGUCUUGCUGGAGCAUCUUUGUACAACAAAAUUUUUGCAGUUGGUGGAAAUGGGGUGGAAUAUUUUUCGGAGGUGGAAAUGCUGGACUUGAACAUAGGAAAGUGGAUCCAUUCUGGAUCAAUGCUUGAAAAGCGGGUUGCCACAGCAGCGGUAGAAAUUAAUGGUGCUCUCUACGUGGUUGGUGGUAUGGAUGGACAAGAUUAUUUAAAAUCUGCUGAAAGAUUUGACCCAAGGGAGCAUGCAUGGAGAAGGUUAGCGAACAUGAAAACGAAGAGGGCAUACCAUUCUUUGGUUGCAUAUAAUGAGAAAUUGUAUAUUCUCGGUGGCUAUGAUGGAGAAAGGAUGGUCCAAAGUGUUGAAGUUUUUGAUCCUCGGGUUGGUUCUUGGAUGAUGGGAGAGCAGAUGAAGGACUCUAGAGGUCAUUUCGGCGCAGUUGUGAUUGGUGGAAAGAUAUAUGCCAUUGGAGGGAUAAACAACAGUGAAGAAAUUUUAGCAACGGUAUAUAAGCCCUUAUUGCUGUGUAUGUCUCAUAUGUACUGGAUGAUAGGUGUUGAACAGAACGGGGCAGAAUGGUGUCUACACCUAUCCUUCUUUAGUUACGGAACGCGAGGUCGAAUGUUACGAGGAUGGAUGUGGGUGGCAGCUGACUAACCUGAGAGGUUUUGGAAAGAGAUGUGAUUUCUCUGCCAUUGUAUUGUGAGUUCUGCAGUGUCCGAACUCAUUGUAAAUGGAUGACUUUUGUCUGGCAAUACUAACACCAUGAGAAAUGUAUGACUUAGCUUGGAGAAUUAGCUCUGCUGCUGAUUUCAUAAAAAGUUGUAGACACCGCAGUUGGCUUGUGCAUAUAAAUUACUUUCACUUUCUUCAA